AUGGAGUAUUUGCCAAGAUGUCAUAACACCAGUACCUCUCAUGUGGAAAUUGUGGUUAUUAUCUGGGCAUUAUGGUUUGCAAGAAACAAAUUCUACCAUGAUGGGAUUCAAUUUAAGGUGGAGGAUGUAGUUACCUUAGUUCGAACUCAAUGUCAAGACUACCUUGCAGCAAAUGUUAGAGUUUCGGGCUCAAUUUCAACCAGGGACACCCACUGGCAACCACCUGUUUCAACGGAGGUGAGGAUUAAUUUUGACGCGUGUUUCUUGCAAAAUCAAAAUAGAGGUUGGUCAGGGGUCGUAGCACGAGAUAGGGAAGGUUAUGUUUUGGGAGCCUAUCGAAGGGAAAUGUUUCAUGUUACCACACCUUUUCAUGCUGAGGCUCUGGCUACAUUGCAUGUUGUCGAAUUUGCGACCGAAAUGGGUUUCACGAGCAAUUCUGUUGAAGGGGAUUCCAGAAAGAACAAUAUGGUGGCUCACCUGGUGGAAUCUGAUCGGAGAUGGGACAGAUUGAAUAGACACUGGGUUAAGGAGAUACCAGAUGCAGCUGAAGCUCAAGCAGCUGAGGAGAGAAGAUAG
This is a messenger RNA of Hibiscus syriacus, 576 nucleotides long. RefSeq lists its product as uncharacterized. Lineage: Eukaryota; Viridiplantae; Streptophyta; Magnoliopsida; Malvales; Malvaceae. The coding region runs from base 1 to 576 and encodes 191 amino acids. The record is from RefSeq and is a predicted model, not a curated record. The transcript is spliced from 3 exons. Gene Ontology annotation, molecular function: nucleic acid binding; RNA-DNA hybrid ribonuclease activity.